AUAAAGAAUUAGUAAGACAUGGUGUUACCCGAUUUGCUACUUCAUUCUUGACAUUACAGAGCGUGCAUCGUCAAAAACAUACUCUGAGAAAUAUGUUUACCUCUGAGAAAUGGGUGACAAGCAAAUGGGCAAAAGAAGCAAAAGGCAAGAGGGCUGCUGAUAUCAUCUUAAUGCCAUCUUUUGGAAUCAUGUAGUUUAUAUAUUAAAGGUAAUGGGCCCUCUUGUUCGAGUCCUUCGAUUGGUGGAUAAUGAAAAUAAGCCUGCAAUGGGAUAUAUUUAUGAGGCUAUGGAUAGAGCAAAGGAGACGAUUAAAAGAUCUUUUAAUGAAAAUAAAGAAAAAUAUGAGAAAAUUUUUACAAUCAUUGACGAAAGAUGGAAUUGUCAACUUCAUCGUCCCUUACAUGCAGCAGGAUGUUACUUGAACUCUGAAUUCUUUUAUAAGAUUAAAUCUGUUGGAUUUGAUGCAGAAGUUUUGGGUGGGUUAUAUCAGUGUGUUGCAAGAUUAGUUCCCAGCAUUGAGGUUCAAGAUAAGAUUAUUCAUGAAUUAUCUUUAUAUAAAAAUGCUGAAGGUCUUUUUGGAAUUCCAAUUGCCGUUCGAUCCAGGACAACUACCUCUCCAGCUGAAUGGUGGAGUCUAUUUGGAAAUUCCACCCCGAACUUACAGAAAUUUGCUGUCAAAGUACUUAGUUUGACAUGUAGUGCUUCGGGUUGUGAGCGAAACUGGAGUGUCUUUGAGCAUAUUCACUCGAAGAGAAGAAAUCGGUUAGAACAUCAACGAUUGCACGAUCUUGUUUACAUAAAGUAUAAUCAAGCUUUGAAGACUCGUCAUGAUUUGAAAAAUAGAUUUGAUUCAAUCUCAUUGCAAGAUAUUGAUGAUUCAAAUGAGUGGUUAGUAGGAGAAAUGGGUGCUAACUUGCAAGAUGCUGAAGACGAGCUUGUAUUUGAAGAUGAUAGAUUGACGUGGGGAGAUGUGGCAAGAGCUUCAGGUGCUGGAGAAUUACAAACAUAUACAAGACAGAUGUCAAAGAGAAAAAUGAGUGCAAAAGCAUCAAGCUCGGCUCCUGCUAUUGUUGAAGACAUAGAGAAUGAAACAUAUCUUGAUGAAGAGGAAAGAAUCGAAGAACAAGAGGAAGAAGACGAAUUCAAUGAAGAUGAUUUGUGUGAAAAUGACGAUAAUAUUGAUUAUGAUGAAUGACUUUGAUGUAAAAUGUUAAUGUUUUGAAUUUUGAAACUUUUUGUUAAUGUGACAUUGUGAUUUUGUAUCUUAGAUUUUCUUAAUUUAAUAGCAUAUUUUUAUUUAAAAUUUUAAAUAAUUAUAUUUAUUAAUUAUAUUAUAUAUUUUUAUAUUUUAGCGCCUCGCUUCGCUCGGGCG
This is a messenger RNA of Musa acuminata AAA Group (dessert banana), 1372 nucleotides long. RefSeq lists its product as uncharacterized. NCBI's taxonomy places the organism in Eukaryota, Viridiplantae, Streptophyta, Magnoliopsida, Zingiberales, Musaceae. The record is from RefSeq and is a predicted model, not a curated record. The transcript has 3 exons. Gene Ontology annotation, molecular function: protein dimerization activity. The coding region runs from base 212 to 1195 and encodes 327 amino acids.